AUGGUAUUUUGGCCAUUUGUUUUUUCAUUGUUACUGCUCAUAUUCAGUACAAGUAAAGGUAUAGCAGGUCAUGUAGCGAGAACAGGGGAGGUGGUUAACAUAGCUGAUGUGUACGCUGACCCAAGGUUUAACAGAGAAAUAGACCGCCAGACAGGCUACACCACACACAACAUGUUGGCCAUGCCUAUCAUCAGUAAGGGGGCGGUCAUUGGGGUGGUACAGAUGGUCAACAAGAGGAAUGGACCCAGGUUUAGUUCUGCUGAUGAAUCUGCUUUUAAGACAUUUGCAGUUUAUUGUGCCCUAGCUCUUCACAUUUCAAAGGCCUACAGGGACAUGCGUCAUCAACAGAACCUGUUCAAUGUGGCCAGGGAGAUGGUAGGAUACUACACACAAUGCUCUGCAGAGGAAGUUGAGGCACUCUUGGCAGAUCCUUUCCCAAGAAACUUUCCUGAAGAUUUUUUCAAAAUUACAUAUGACUGCAAAGGCCAUGAAAACCAGAUGGUAAAACAGAUGGUCUACAUGUUCUAUGACUUAUUUGGAACUGCAAGGUUUGACUUGGAGACCCUGUGCCGCUUCGUCUUAUCUGUGAAAAAGAGCUACCGCCACGCGGUGCCCUACCACAAUUUUGCCCAUGGCUUCUUUGUGUGCCACUGUCUGUACUUGGUUUUGAGAGAAUUACGCUGGGAACUCUUUACAGAAAAUGAGGCCCUGACACUGAUGGUUGCUGCUCUGUGCCAUGAUGUGGACCACAGAGGGAAGAACAACUCCUUCUUGCAGAAGCUAAAUGAACCCCUGUGGCACAUCUACAGCGGCUCUGUGAUGGAGAAACACCACUUCCAGUGCACUGUUGGCAUUUUGCAGAAACAAGGUCAUGAUUUGUUUGGCUCCAUGGGUUCAGAGGAGUACAAGGAGGCCCUCGGCAUGGUCAGGACCGCCAUCUUGGACACGGAUCUACUCCAGUUCCUGCCGGCACAGAAGAAGGUGGCCAAGUGGCUGGAGGACGGGGUCUUUGAUGUCAACAAUCCUGAACACAGGGGAGAAUUCAUAUCAAUUCUUAUGACUGCCUGUGACCUGAACAGCAUGUGCAAGCAGCAGGAAUGCCACAUCCGUGAAGUCUCUUUGUUAUAUGAAGAGUUUUAUAAACAGGGUGAUGAAGAAAAACUGCAUGGGGUGGAACCUCUCCCCAUGAUGGACAGAAGUCAGAAGGAUAAAAUUCCAAGUCAACAGGUGGGCUUCAUUAAGCACAUUUGCAUCCCCUGCUAUACCACCAUUGUCCACAUCUUGCCUUUUAUGCAGCCCAUGUUAGACGGCCUUCAGAGGAAUUUAGAGUACUGGCAAAGUUUACAAAACAAGGAAGCCAUGUGGGAACCGGAGAAAUCUCGCCCUACCCCAGAGAGUUAAUGGGUGGAGCUGUGCAUGCACACCUUACAGUAGCCUUUUUAAAAUGUAAAAAUGAACAUGUACUUCUGUAAUAUCUGUAUUGCAGUUGAAGGCAAAUUAUCAUUCUUAAGCAUGAAAAUGGUCAAUGUUCAAUAUUUAAAACAAAACAGUUGUCACAGUAUAUUUCAAAUAUU
This is a messenger RNA of Lingula anatina, 1574 nucleotides long. RefSeq names its product cAMP and cAMP-inhibited cGMP 3',5'-cyclic phosphodiesterase 10A. Gene Ontology annotation, molecular function: 3',5'-cyclic-nucleotide phosphodiesterase activity; protein binding. NCBI's taxonomy places the organism in Eukaryota, Metazoa, Brachiopoda, Lingulata, Lingulida, Lingulidae. Gene Ontology annotation, biological process: signal transduction. The record is from RefSeq and is a predicted model, not a curated record.